AUGAGCAACCUCAAAAAAAUUGAAAAAUCAGUUGAGGAUUCAUGCACACAAAGAGAUAUUAAUAGAGUUUGGCUAGUAAGAAACAAGAAGACGAUAUACAAAGAUAGUGAUGACAAGUUGAGGACAAAGAAACAGAAUCACAAGGCAGACAAGAAGAGUGCAACAGAACCUGAGACGAGUAUACCUUUACGACUGGCUAAAAGCAUACUACAUCCAUCAAAAGAAGGAAAAUCAAAAUCAACAAGGAUAAGCAAGACGCCAGACGAAAACGAGUAUCAAGAAUCAACCUACAAUGGAAAUUUAGUAGAUAAAUUGAAGGAAGUGAAAGACAUCUUCAAUCAAACGUCCAAUAUGAUGGAAUGGAAAAAAAUUAAUACUGAGGCCCUGAACCAAUUAAAGGAGGAGAACAAAAUAGAUUCAUGGGAGAAAGCAAAGGAUUGGGCUUUAACAAAAAACAAUUUCUUCUGUUUAGAACAAAAAAUCAUCAGGCUAGCGGAACAAACAAAAAUAUUUGAAGAAUACACAACCCUGAACGAUGACUUUAAACAAAGAUUAGAAAAUAAAAAUCAUUAUAAAGAUAAAAAGAAGACCAGUGAAAAGAGACCAAUAUUAGAGUCACCGAGUAAAUGGAGUGAUAUAGAGGAUGAAGAAGAGAGGAACAAAGCUUUCAAGGAAAUGUAUUUGGAACGAAGAGAACAAGAGCUAACCCUAUCUUCUCCACCAGAAAAAAAUGAAGAUACAGAAGAAGAUGAGAAAGAAGAAGUAAAAGUACUGACAAAAGCAUCACCAUCAAAGAAGAAAAAGGGAAAAAAGAAAAAGAAGAAGAGCAACUGA
This is a messenger RNA of Rhizophagus irregularis DAOM 181602=DAOM 197198, 834 nucleotides long. Lineage: Eukaryota; Fungi; Glomeromycota; Glomeromycetes; Glomerales; Glomeraceae. The record is from RefSeq and is a predicted model, not a curated record.